AAGCUCAUUCACAUUCUCACUCUCUGCGAUCCCAAGAGCUAGCAUUGACCCCAAUGGCUCUUCCCACUCUCUUCGCCAUUGUUUCCUUUAUCGCUUCUCUGGCCCUCACCGACGCUAGAAUUCCUGGCGUCUACACAGGCGGAGAGUGGCAGAACGCUCACGCUACUUUCUAUGGCGGCAGCGACGCCUCCGGCACCAUGGGAGGGGCGUGUGGGUACGGAAACUUGUAUAGCCAAGGCUAUGGGGUCAGCACGGCGGCGCUGAGCACAGCUCUGUUCAACAAUGGCUUGAGCUGUGGGGCUUGCUUCGAGAUCAAGUGUGGAAGCGAGCCACAAUGGUGCCAUCCCGGCAGCCCGUCGAUCUUCGUGACGGCCACCAACUUUUGCCCGCCUAACUAUGCUCUUCCCAGCGACAAUGGCGGCUGGUGCAACCCCCCACGGCCACACUUCGACCUCGCCAUGCCGAUGUUCCUCAAGAUCGCCGAGUACCGCGCCGGCAUCGUCCCUGUCUCUUACCGCCGGGUACCUUGCCGGAAAGCCGGAGGGAUAAGGUUUACGAUAAACGGGUUCAAAUACUUCAACCUGGUUCUGAUAACGAACGUGGCCGGAGCAGGGGAUAUAGUGAGGGUGACCGUGAAGGGUUCGAAGACGGAGUGGAUGAGCAUGAGCCGUAAUUGGGGUCAGAACUGGCAAUCCAACGCCGUUCUGGCUGGCCAGUCACUGUCCUUCAGGGUCACCGGCAGCGACCGCCGGACUUCCACCUCCUGGAACAUCGUCCCUUCCAACUGGCAAUUCGGCCAAACAUUCACGGGAAAGAACUUCAGGGUCUGAUCUCAGAACUACCCGGCCAACAAUCCUAUAUUAAAAAACAAAACAAGUAGAAGAAAGUCCUGUUUGUGUCUUUUUAAAAUUGGUUUUUCUGUCUUUUGGAAUGUGGAUACGCGGGAACGGCGAGCAGAGGGAAAAAAAGGUAGCAGUACGUGGAGACAGAGUGGAAACUUUUUGACUUGUUAGUGUGUUCUUUGUUUUUUUCUUCUUGGGAGUGGGAGGGAUUGGGGUAAAGCGAAAGUGAAUUUCGAGGAGAAAGCUGAAGUGGCUGGCUGCUAAGUGUUGCGCCCGCAGCUGUGCGCUUUUACAUGUGAGAGACUGUGAGUUUUAGUACAUUCUUAUUUGUAUUUACUCUUCAGUUCCUUCUAAGUUCAAUGAAUGUGUUUGUGUAUUGAUUAA
Molecule: messenger RNA, 1226 nt
Organism: Neltuma alba
Lineage: Eukaryota; Viridiplantae; Streptophyta; Magnoliopsida; Fabales; Fabaceae
Product: expansin-A4
Exons: 3
Coding region: 54-830 (258 amino acids)
Biological process (GO): plant-type cell wall organization
Cellular component (GO): extracellular region
Source: RefSeq, a predicted model, not a curated record